AUGAGAUUCGAUCUUAAAACCCUUCCAUAUCCUGCCGACGCAUCGGACCUCACGGCUGCGUCGGACCCAGCGUUUUGUUAUACAUGUGUUAACUUGCAUCCCGUGUCAGCCUCCGCUAUGAGCGCGUCCACUGUGGUUGUGAUGGAUAUGCAGGAUACAACCAAAAAAGUCGACAGAGCAAGGCAACUUCUAUCCGGAUUCGAAUCGCAGUCCAUUUCUCCUACAGAAACGUUGAGAGCAUGGGAGCUUCAAAUAAGACUGGCUGAUCUUAAGGAUUCGUGCUUGGCCGGCUGUAUCACCUGUUUACUCUUGAAAGAAGUGCUCAUCAAGGUCCCGAAUGGGCAUUUUGACUGGGAUGAUCCCGCACUGUAUAUUGCGGUUAUCUUUUGCGACAAGACCGUUCUCCGUAUUUCCGUUGCGCGAGAUCGGGAUCAUUAUGAAGAAUAUAGCUGGGACUUCGGAAUGCCUCAUAGGAUGCUGCAUAAUGAGCCACACAUGGAGGAAUAUCAAGUGUACACUCUUCCUACCUCACCCUGUCCGUGGCCUACGCUCGGCUGUCUCAUGAAUGUCGAAGAACCUAGAUGGCGCAUGCGUAGAAAGUUACGUGGGCUAGCUGCCCAUAUUUCGUCUGAUCCUACCUCACCCGACUUUAUCGAGAAAGUCCAAAACUGGAUUAACAGUUGCAAAGAGAAUCACCCUAUCUGUAUCAAUGCAGAGAAAUCCACUUAUCAGCCUCAUCUCCCCGAGAAAAUCAUCAGCCUUGGCCCAGAAUCAAACAUGGACAUCCAGUUGAUAGAGGCAUAUGACUUACCACAAGAGCCCUACAUUGUGCUACAUGAUCAACAGGAAGAGACAAACUUCUCAAGCCUAUUUGAAUGCCAAGGGCCUGAAGACGACUUUGUUGAGGUACCGUAUAAUGCCCUUCCCCGGGCCUUCCAGGACGCUAUUCUAGUGUGCCGGAAGUUGGGCGUUAAAUAUCUGUGGAUAAAUGAUCUUUGCAAGAUCGAUGAUGAUGAAGACUGGGAAAUCAAAACAGAAAAGAAGGCUAUGGUGUAUAACAAUGCAGAAUUGGUUCUUAUGUUGACGGGAUUGGUCGACGGUAAUGAUGGUUUUCUUUGCCCUAGAAGACCUCCAACAAUCAUUUCUGGAACAUGGCCAGAUGGAAGACCAUUUGAAAUAUAUGCUCGACCGCAUGAGCCUUUACACGACCCAGAUACGAUGGAGUGGCUAAAGGGAAAGCCGUCCCAACAUGCCAGCCGAGCUGAGAGUUUCCGACAGCAACUUCUGCCUCGACGUAGGCUUUGGUUCACUAAAGGUGAGGCCAUCUUUGACUGUCUGACCUCAACUAGUUGUGAGUGUGGGAGCUUCUUGGACUCUGAAAAGGAUCUAUAUCUUCCGUUACGACGUAUUUUGAAGCCUGGCGCAAAGCAUAUCAUCAAGACGGAUGACUCGCGGAUCUAUCAUGAGCAGUGGAGAAAUCUGGUGGUCAAAUUAUCUCAACUGGAAACCAGGGAUUCGCCAUGUGACCUUGCAUCAAUCAGCCACUUGGCCUCGAGAUGGGCAAAUGGAUAUACCGGUAGAUACCUAGCUGGACUUUGGGAACACGAUUUGGUGAAUCAUUUGCGGUGGUAUCAAAGCCAUGAAAAAAUUCCUGAUGAGGAGCCUGAGGUAUGCCAAGCACCAUCUUACCUUGGUCCUAGUUGGAGCUGGACCGCUGUUUCCGGGAAGAAGAUCACUUGGGGCGACGCAACAUUUCGAGGCACCGAAUCUUUCGUUACCAUCGACUUGAGCCGGACUGAAUGUGACGUCAGUUCCGUCAGCCCAUUUGGGCCGGUGACUUCAGGCCAUAUAUUUCUCACGGGAAAAAUACUCAAAGCUAAAGUUGGGAGUUCGAGGCAAUGGUACUGGGUAGACAAAGUACCCAAAGACGACCUCCCUUCGCCCCAGCACGUGUUUUAUCUUCGCCUCUGUACUAAAAGCCUUACAAUCAAUAGCUGGGAUGAUGAUUGCGCCCUCAUACUUGUUCCUGCGACUGCAAACGACUUGAUCAGACAGCGCAGAGAAGUGCAAGUAAGCAAGCAUGUAUACAAGCGGAUUGGCUUAACCAAUACGUAUCAACAUUGGGCUUUGCAUCACGAAAGGGAUGCGGAGGAAGUUUCGAUGUACUUAAUCUGA
Molecule: messenger RNA, 2175 nt
Organism: Clonostachys byssicola
Lineage: Eukaryota; Fungi; Ascomycota; Sordariomycetes; Hypocreales; Bionectriaceae
Source: the annotation of a GenBank genome assembly